Messenger RNA from Closterium sp. Naga37s-1, 507 nucleotides. The record is from the annotation of a GenBank genome assembly. Lineage: Eukaryota; Viridiplantae; Streptophyta; Zygnematophyceae; Desmidiales; Closteriaceae.
AUGCGCCUGGCUUCAGAAUGGGACCGAGGAGAGACAAGGACAGCGAGAGUGGGCAUCGGGCAUAUUCCACUGCAGAAACUGGCACAUGGUGGCAAGAAGCACAGUGAUAGUAUGGUGAGUGAUGGGAUGGUGAGUGCUGGGAUGGUGAGUGCUGGGACGGUGAGUGCUCGGAUGCUGAGUGAUAGUAUGGUGAGUGAUGGGAUGGUUAGUGCUGGGAUGGUGAGUGCUGGGAUGGUGAGUGAUAGUAUGGUGAGUGAUGGGAUGGUUAGGGCUGGGAUGGUGAGUGCUGGGAUGGUGAGUGAUGGGAUGGUUAGUGCUGGGAUGGUGAGUGCCCGGAUGGUGAGUGCUGGGAUGGUGAGUGCUGGGAUGGUUAGUGCUGGGAUGGUGAGUGCUGGGAUGGUGAGUGCUGGGAUGGUGAGUGAUGGGAUGGUGAGUGCUGGGAUGGUGAGUGAUGGGAUGGUGAGUGCUGGGAUGGUGAGUGCUGGGAUGGUGAGUGCUGGAUGGUGA